Messenger RNA from Neurospora tetraspora, 897 nucleotides. RefSeq lists its product as uncharacterized. The record is from RefSeq and is a predicted model, not a curated record. Bases 1 to 897 code for a protein of 298 amino acids. The transcript has 2 exons. NCBI's taxonomy places the organism in Eukaryota, Fungi, Ascomycota, Sordariomycetes, Sordariales, Sordariaceae.
AUGUCUAACUCGGCCCCACCUCAACCUCCCCAGGCUGGUGGCCUUGGUGCAGGGCAGGGCAGCCAAGGCCCACCAAAUAUUGCCGACUACCUUCGUCAACCCGGUUGGCGGGAGCCGCACUGUCCCCGGUGCGCAUACCGGGCUGCCAAUGUGGGAAAGGCUUUGCGGAAAUAUCUCCCUACGGUCAACAUUUUGAAAGCGCGCGAUGUCGAGUUCCACUACCCGCCCGGGAGAGGCUUUGAAGAAUCGAGUGCUAGACUAUGGAAGAGCCUACCUGACCUCGCUGGCCACUGUCUUGAUCUUGAUGCGAAACCCAACUCGUGGGACAUUGGACUCCGAAAAGUAGAACAAGCGUCCAGAGACUUUUUGGCUUGCUGGCAUGAGGUCUGUAGGCAACACGGCAAAGACUUGUUGCAAAUGAGCGCCCAGGAGUUGAGGCAAAUGGGAUGCACGUCCGUUGUAACCGUCCCUGUCGUCGGGAAGCCCAUGGCAGCAAAAUCAACAUCAGCCGUACCCAGACCAGACGGACCCGGUGUUAGUCUAGGAAGUGUCUUGGACGAAGUUCAAAAGAUGGGAAAGGACUUCAACAAGUUUGCCAGCAAAUUUCACAGCCAUGCCGAGAACACGAAGACGGAGAUCGAGCUCCUCAAUGACACUACGGCACAGCUCGAAGCCGACUUUGCGAAAAUUCAGAUCCAGGACAGGGACCUCGCCACCUCUUUGGAGGGUCACUCCGAGAAGCUCAUGAGCGAGAUCAAGGAGUUGGCGCAGUUUGUGAAAGCCCAGAGUAGGACGCUUUCGGCGGUGAAGAUCCAGGUGGACCGGCUCGCCAUCAACUUCAGCAGAGUUGCUUCUGCGGCCUUGGCCACGGCUGGUACGGGUGAACAGCGCGAGUAG